AAAAUUCUGUCCAACUGCUUCUUUGUCCUUGCUUCUCUCUCUACCAAAGUAUCUCUUGCAGGAGGUAUUACGAAUAAACGCGCCCAACACAGGUGACUUACAAUGGCGGACACUCCAACGACCCUCACGUCAUUUCCGUUCCUUCAGCUGCCGCCUGAAAUCCAACAUUAUAUCUGUUGCCAGCUAUGCAGUCACUGCCCAAAUGAAAACCUACCCUUAUUUUGCUGGAGAAUAGUUGAUGGCGGUGGAGGCCUAACAGCACUAAAAGAAUUAUGCCCUAUAUCCCAAGCCAUGAGAGAUCUUGCGCAGCCCAUCGUCUUUCAUGCCGCAUACACUCGCUCUCACCAGGAGCUCAUUAGUCCUUAAUCCAACGGCCCGAUUUAGCACAGUCUAUGAAGAUUGCGACAGACUACAAGAUGAUCUGGAUACAGGACGCCUUUGGGAACCUUGCAAUGGACAUUUUCAAGAAGUUCGACUUUUUCAGACAAGUCGCCAAUACAAUAGGACUCGUAGUUCCUAGGGACAACGAACGCUGCCGGUCGAUCUCCAGCACUGGCCCUUGGAGUGAAGAAGAUAAUUUGGCAUCUCGACAGGGUCAUAUGGUGGUGGAUAAUCUAUUGACUACACUAUAUUUUGCAUUGUUACCCAAUUUGGAAAUGGCUGCUAUCGAUCUCAAUGAUGGUAGUUGGUCGUGUCCCUGGAGGGAUCCUCAGUACACACCCGUACAUUCGCUCGACUACCACUACCUACCACAAUAUCUACAGCAGAAAAACUCUUGAAUCUUACGUCUAUUGUGUUUCGCCAUGCCCAACAAGCAACGUUGGACGACCUCGGGCUGCGCAGACUACACUUUAUCUUCAAAUACAUACCGAAUGUCUGGUGUGUGAUUUUUGACUGGGCUUGCUCAAUGCACCCUGGUAGCUUUGACGAUACUAUACCACAGCAUCCUGAGCUCGAAUGGGAAGCGCUACCGGAGCUGCGCGAACUCUACUUCUACCCAUGCCAUCAUUCCGGAGAGACGCUGCCACUCAUAGGAAUUGAAAAGGUGGUCAAGAAAUGUAGGAAGUUGAAGCGAUUUCACCUAUGCUUCUAUUCCAAUGACAGAUCCACUGAUGUGCCGUCAUUUUCCCCCACAACAAUUAUUGAGUGCUUGGCUACCGCCUUACAAACACUGACACAAUUUUCAUUGGCGUGCAGCUACCUCAUGAUUCAUAACCUGGUUCCAUCUACCUUGCUUGGAAGCAAUAUGAGCAUGUUUGCAAUGCUCACCAACUUGGAUGUCAAGGAGCAAGUGUUUUGCCACCAUUGGGUGGACACUAACAGGUCGACAACGUGCCUCACAGACAUGCUCCCAGUGACUGUGACUACACUGACCAUACGAAUACACGAUAAAUUUCGUGCAAUUGGUGACACAUGCCAUUUGGGGGCUGUGAUAAGCGACGGUGGCUUCCCUACACUGGCAUCUCUUGCUGUCAUUGUGCAAUAUACCAUAGGCAUGAAAAACCGCAUUAACGACCACGAACAUUAUUUCAUUGACACUGAGAUGACUGAAGACAUGAUCAUUCGACUCAAGAAUUUGUAUGCGCAAGCAAAGCGAGAUAUAACCGAGGCUUUUCACGGUGCCAAGAUGCGAGUGAGCGUCACGCUGGAGGAGAGGGACUUUGAGAAUGAACCAAUGUAUUAUACUGUUGGGAUAUAGUACAGUACCACGUCUUGGUUUCUUUAGAGGCAAUUCUAUCCUACCAACCUGGAAGUCUAACAGAAGCCCUCCGGGUGUUUCUGGCUCCGGCUAAUAUCCAUGACUCGAGAGCCGAUUCGACAAACCAUAACAAGCGGACUAAGGUUUUAGUGAAACAAGCCAACGGCAGCUGAACCACGCAAGGAACCCAAAAUCAAGGAAAUAAUCAAGGACAUAUGCAUUGUCACAAAUUUCAGCAAUAUGAUCCAAUAUACUUUUACAAUUUAUACUUUUUUUCCUGCGGGGCCUAGAUGUUGGCUCCUGUGGUCUGGACCUGAUCCUCCAGUUUCAGCCCAAGAGGCC
Molecule: messenger RNA, 2041 nt
Organism: [Torrubiella] hemipterigena
Lineage: Eukaryota; Fungi; Ascomycota; Sordariomycetes; Hypocreales; Clavicipitaceae
Source: the annotation of a GenBank genome assembly